CUCACACAAAUGAAACUUGUGGUGCUAACUGCAUACACCACAAAAAACAUCAUAGUAGUCAGAAUGAUGCCCACAGGGAUGGACCUGGUUACUCUUCUAGACUGCUAAGCCCAAGCUUAAACAGAAGCCAAAGUUCCAGUUAUCCAGGUGGAUCUAAUGAUUCUAAAGAAGAGUUCAACUAUAAAUCCUCAGUUGCUCAUGCUAAAACUGCUGAAACUCUUAAGUAAGUUGAAAAAUGUCAUUAUUUGACUGCCUUUAAAUUUCCCUACCGUAUAUAAAAUUCAUUAAAAGUGUUGAAAUAAUUAUCAUGAUAAAUUUUUUUAUAAAAGACUGUUAUAUAUUACUAAAGUUUUAUAGUUUUUUGCUGUGCACAGAAAAAAAACACUCACUGUCUAUUUCAGAGAAGAUUUUCUGAAUGCUAAAGUCUCUGGGAAUUGGAAGUCACUACUGGAGUUUUACACAUCUGCUUUUAAUUCCUUUGAUGAACUAAAUGUAAUUUUCAAGGUAAAACAAAAUAUUGUUUGUGUAAGGGGUUGUUUGCAAAUUAUGUCAUGUUCAUAUGUCAUACAGACCUGUUUACUCUUACGAUUUUGGCGUACAAUGUACGAUUUUUAGGUGUAUAGGUUGUAUAUACUGUUUAUUUUUUACUAUAAAUAUAACGUAUUGAACGAUUUUGUGAUGAUAUUCUACAAUUUUAAGAGUUUGAAGGUAAACAGGUCUGGUCAUACGUCAAAAAAAAUUUUAUGUUAUACAGCUAUUGUUGACCUACAACCACAAUCAAUUUCAAAAGAACAGUUGAAAAUCGAUUUGGACACAUAUAAUAAAUAAUACCCUGUAGUUUACAUCAUUAUAUUAUUUAAAACCCUUAAAAUGUCUUAACAGGAAGUUUUAUUUAUCUGCUCCUAAAACUGGCAAACACAAGUAGGAAAGAAAGGAUAUUGAUCUUACAAAAAAAAAAUAAAAUGGAAACUGCAUUACUGCAUUGACUGUUACAUUGCAAAAUUUUGAUAUUUCUUACUGCAACAUUGAAUAAGAGAAUAUUGCAAAAUGAAAAUUUUGUAUAAAUAUUUUUCUAUUGCUUUUAACCACAUGGCUCAAGGGAAACUGGUCUAGCUAAGAUCAGAGCCAUAUGAAAGGGUCUCUCAAUGUUUAGCUUCUCUUUAUUGUCCCAUUGCUGAGUAACAAAGGAGCUUCUGCUCCUCAAAGCCUCCUACCCACCUGUCAUAUUUUGCAAAUGCUUUGCCAAAAAUCCACUACAAAUAUAUAAUUGGGGGCUAUCUUAAAGUCAACCAGUAACAAGGUUGUAAGUGGAUAACUAGCUGUAAUAAUAUUUACAUGAAUAUCUAUUAUAUUGUUAAAUAUUCACUAUGGAAAAUGAACUGAUUGUGGUUUAAUCUUUGUUUGCAAGAGAGAUCUGUCAAAGGACUACAAGACCAUAGAGGAUCCUGGCCUAAAAUUUGAAUUUAUUAACUUGGUCUAUGAUAUCCUAGUCAACACAGUAAGUCCAUCUUCAUUGGUUAAUUCUAAAUUGUUAAAUUAAUGUUACAUGUUUUUGCUGGUUACUUUUCAAUGUAUAAUUCCAGUGAGUGUGUUCUUAGAUAAAACAUAAUCAGUUUGGAGCAGGAAAAUAUUAAAUAUUUUACAAUUUCUUCAGAAAUUAAAUUGAAAUGACAGAUGUAACAUGUAUUUUUUAAGUCAAAAGAAAAUUAUUAUUUAUAAAAAUAUCUCAUAGAUGGUGUCAGAAAAAAAAUUGCCUAAUAAAUUUGAUAAACUUUGAUUAUGGUGUGUCUUGUAAUUAAAGAUGUAAAAAAAAAAAAAAUACCUUUCUUGCAGACCAAAUUAUAAUGCUGUGUAAAGUAAAGUAUAAUAUAUGCUAUCCUUGCUUCUGUGUAGUGAACAUGAUUAUGUUCUUUACAAUAUGAUCAAACACCCAAGUAAAAGCUGACCUAUAUUUCUGAUGCUAGUUUUUUUGCUACUUUCCAGAAAUUUAUUUCUGAGUCAUUUAUCGUCUCUAAUCAAAAUAACAUCAUUUUAUUGUAAAUCACAUUUUGCACCACUUGGAAUCUAAUCAAUUGAUAUAAUCAUUGCAACAAUACUGACCUCACCCAAAAUUCAUGUAUAUCACUAUUAACAGUACUUGAAUCACAAAGGUAAAAUGCUAAUUAAAUAAAAUUUCACUGAUAUGCAUCUGAAGGGGUAUAAAAUGCCUCCUUGUUUUUUUUUAAAGACCAAUGGCUGCAGCAGAAGAAAGCUGAGGGAAUUAAAUGUUCUUCAAAAUCAAUUAGCCCUGUCUCAGCUCCCAUCCCCCACCCCCACCCCGCUUUUUUAAAAAAUGAAAUGUGUGAGAACAGAAAGGCAGUCAUGCUGUCCAUGGCAUAACUCCAUUUCUACCAAAAGUAUUAUUUCUGUAUAUGAUCAGCAGUUCAAAAAUCAAUACAACGCUAUACGCCAUCUCUUUAGCCAUACUUGAUCGAUCCAUAUUGAUUUAUUGGCUCAAAUAAUGCUUAGUGCAUUUCAUAAAACUCAUUUUUAACAAAGGUAAAAAUUUUUUUUUUAUGCUUUUUUUUUUUUUUUUUUUUUUUAAUUGCCUUAGGUAAAAUUGUCUCCUAAUGUCUCUCUUUAUAAAUGCUAGACUUUUUAAAAAACAUCUAGCUUUCCACACAUUACCACUUUCCUGUCAAAAUGUUUAUUUUUAUUUGAGUGUUGGUUUGUGUGUUUUUAUUUUAUUUUAUUCAAUUCUCUUCAUCCAUUUUUUAGUUGACAUCAGAAUUUAUAAUGUCAAGAACAUAAUAAUUCCAUUUGAAUAUCCAUGUUAAAAAUCAAUAGCAGUGUGGCUCUAUGUUUGUCAAACGAGUUUGCCACAUCAUGCAGUAUGAAAUUCCAACGAUAUUAGGUUAACAUCUGCUCUUUGCAGCAUCUGACCCUUUAUGCAUGCCAACAGCAAAGAUAAAAUUUUAUGGGGCUAUUUUAUUUUUUACAAGCAGUUACUAUUUUCACCACAUCUUUCAAGAAAAUAAAGAUUAAUUGUGUAUGUACCAAUGAAAUCGUGUGGUGGACAAGAAUGUCAAAGAAUUUUUCCAAACUGUUCCUAAUUUUAAAUUAUGUUUGAGUAGUUUCGUAAUUUAUUUAACCCUUUAAGAAAGUAUCCAUGUAUCCAGACAAUAUAAUAAGAUAAUGAAAUAAAAUAAUAAAAUAUUCACCAAUUUUGUGGGUACAGUUUUAAUGGGAUAUAAACUUUAGCACAAAUAGAGGACACAUUGGUUGAUUUGUUCCUAAUUGUAUGGGUUGUUAUUUGAGACAUCAUAAAUGCAUGCAUAAGUUACACGAUUUUCAUUAGUGUUCCAAUGAUCAAUAUGUUUAAACCCAUCAUGUAUAUAUUUAUUUUCGAUUCUCCAAUAAAAUAAUCAAUACCAGUUUUUUAAUAAGAGGAGGCGUUACUGUUAUAGAAGUUGUUAUCCCCUCUCUGGUGAAUCAAUUUAAGUUAAUAUUUUGGCAAAAGCGUUACAUGGAAAGGCAGUUAUGAACAAGGGUGUCCCUAAAGUAAAAUAUUAUUAUGUUCUGCUUUUUUAAUAUGACAAAUUUAACCACAUGAAACCUUAUUCAAAUAACUCUUUAUUAAAAUUAGUGGCAUAACUGUUCUGACCUAACAAAACUACCAUAAUUAAUCUUAUGUAGUAACAUAGACCUACUGCAAACAGUGUACAUAUUAUUGGGAAUCUUAAAAAUAAUUUUAUAGUGUUCCUCUUUACUUUAUAUCAUGUCCUGGAGUUGCUGAUCCACACCCCUCACUUUACCCCUGGUAUGUUUUGAUUAGAUGAGGAGUAUAAAAAGUGGCCAGGGAAACCAAAAUGGAGUGGACAAUGCUGUCAAGGUGUAGGCCUAUUAGAUAUCUGAGCUCAUGUGUCGUAAGUCCAAUAUAUGGACUAAUAAUUUGGUCUGUCCUGUAAGCUUUGAUGGCCUUGAUGACCCAGAUAAAGGUUCCAUUAUCUUAUCAAACCACCCUGGCAAAAUGUAUGUCACCAGACACAGAAUGACAAAGCAUCUUGUCCUCAAGCAUCAUCAAUUGAAAUGAUUCAAUAUUAUAAUGUUUAAAUUAUUUUUUAUUAUUAUAUUAAAUGCUAUAACAUUUUGUUCUGGUCACAUAGAAAAUAUCUCUUAGAAAAUGUACAAUAUUACCCUUAGGAAGGGCCCAAUCCUAGGCAGGUUUUGUGCUCUCACCAUGCAUCAAUGCCCUCCACCCCUCCCCAGUUUUGUUCCUGCCAUUGUGAUAAAGGUUUGUUGUGAUCUUUUGUUCCCAGCCUCAGGGACUCCAGAAAGAAGUUCUAAAGGCAAUAAUAAAUUCUUUAUUGAAAGAUAAAAGGUUUGUUUAGAUUGCUUUCAAUGCACACAAUAAGUGCUAUCUGGAUAUCCAUAGGCUACAAAAACUUAUAAAGAUGUUUUUAUGUUUGGAAAACAGACUCAAAACAUUUAUUUGGGUUCAAUAAAAAAAAUGUAUUGUGGUUUAGUACAUUCAUUGAAUAAUAUGAUGAACAUUUAUUUUAUAAACAUUAAAAAAAACAUAUAUUUUAAAAUGUAAAGAACCUUUUAGAUUUUUGCUAAGAAAUUAAAAUCCUUAAAAGCAUGCUGCUAUAAGUGAAAUAUUUUUGUCUUACCCCCUCAUGCUGCUUAAUCACUAAUUUACUGUAGGAGUCAUGAUGGAAGGUUGUGGUAAGCCAUUGAUGUUCAUCAAAUGUGUCUAAUUGUGGAUUUAAUUUUAUGUGCUCUCUGUUGAAGUUUAACAAAUAAUGAAAUAAUGAUAAUUUGAUAAAACUUAAUAUUUUCAUAUAUUUUUCAUUCAUUCCUUAAUCUGAAAGAUCAAAAUCAUUUGUGGAAAUAAAAUUAUGUUUUGUUUUCUUUGCUUUGUUUUUUUAAAUAGAAUAAGUUAAUCUUUUAAUUUUUACUCAACUAUAUUUAAAAUAUAACGUUGGAUAAAAAAGGCUCCAAUCGCAUUUAUGUUCAGUUAAAAAAUUAAAAAACGCUGUUCAUUAAAAUGAAUAUUCACUGAAAAAGCCUAAUUUUUUCUACACACACAAAAAAAUUUUUUAUUGAGUCGCUAAAUGUCUUUUAGCAAUGGAAGCCUUUUUUUUUAAAAAAAAAGGAAACAUUUUGUAAAUCUCCUUUUGCAGGGUCCAUUCAAAAGAUGAUCUGCGAGCAUUCUUGGUUCUUCUCCAGGUAUAAUAACUUUAGUUUAUACCAAUGUGAAGAUGCUGGUUUGCAGUAUUUUUGAUUCUUGAUGAAGUUUAUAUCUUAAACUAAUAACAGUAUUUAAAAAGGUUUAUUUGUUGAACCAUUCUGUCAUUUUAUUGAUGUAAAAUGACUCUUGUAAAGUAAUCGCAAACAAAUUUAACCUAUUGAUGUUUUUGCACAGAAUCCUCAGUUUAGAAAUCAGACAACUUAUGUGAUAUUUGCUCACCUUCUGAGACAGAUUGCUGCCUUAUCUGACCAUGAUCAUCACUAUUUAGUUCAUUGGCUUAAAAGGUCAGAUAGCAUUGAGGAAUGUUACAUAAUUUAUAAAUACCAACAUUACUUUGUUGUGAAUUCUAUUUUCAUUGUGAAAAGCAAAUAAAGAAAAACCAUAGAAUUUUACAUUAUACAAUUCAUUCUAAUAAUAAUAAUAAUAAGACGUCUUAUAUAGCGCGGUACCGCUGUACAGAAAAAUUUUAUCAAAAGAGACAUAAUCAUGACAUUAAAAUAAAAUACAUUCAUAAAAUAAAGAACAGCAAUCUAUAUUCACCCACCCAACCACAUAACUUUUACAAGGCAAACCAUGGACGGCAGCCAGCAAUUCUAUUGUACCAAGACCAAGAAAACAAUGUUUUGUCUGUUUUAAAUAUUCAGCUCAUCAUUUCCUUUUACAACAAUUUAGAUCUAUUCUUUUGUUGCAAUUUCUUGUUUAUGAAUGACCUUCUACUAAUAAAUUUUAAAAUUGCAGCUUAAAGAAUGACAGGUUCAGAGCUAUUAUUGAAAGAAUACACAAUUUUAUCUCGGGCCGAUUGUUUCCACCUAAACCUGGUGAUUUACCUCCAUUAGCCAAAUGCUCAUGGUGGAUCCCAAGUGCAACAAAAGUGCUGGCCUUACUUAGUAAGUUUUCAUUUAGUUUUUCAGAACAAUUUAGAUAAUAUGCAGAAAUAAAAAUGAUAUAUGAUUUUUAAAAGUACCCGGUAGCCCACAUAUUUAUAGUUUUAUAAAAUGAAUUUGUUAGAAUUGACAUGAAUCUGUAUUUGGUUAACGUUUCUUCUAUUAUUCAUACAGAUGACAAUAAGUUUUAUAUACUUGGUUUUAGACUUGAAGAGUCAUAAAACUGUUAUAGACAUAGCUAGUAGUAAAAAUGCCUUAUAAAGUCCUUAGUACAAUAUCAUUGAAGGUGUUGCCAAAAGAGAUGAUUGUUAAGAAAUUUUAUUUAUUUCUUAUCAUUAAAAAUUUUUUGAAGUGAGAUGUUUGAAGAGUGCCACACAUAUCCCUUAUUUAUUUAUAUUUUUUAAAAAAUAAUUAAGUCAGAGUUUGGAUGUUUUAUUUAAAUUUACAAUCAAAAGGAUCGCAAAAGCAGCAGCAACUAUGGCUAAACUGAAUAACACCAGGAACAUAAACUUGCAAAUCCCAUCUACAUGCAUAGGAGCCAAAAUGAUAAAUAAAUUGAUCGUGGGCCCUUAAGAUAUAGAAGAAGGAGAAGAUAAGCGGGUGUGGAAUAAUCUCAAUCUAAUUGAUAAAACAAAAACAAGUGUCUAUCAGGCAUGUGUGCUUAGUAUGCUCCUAUAUGGCAGCGAAGUGUGGACCACAUAUACCAGUCAGGAGCGGACACUAAACAGCUUCCAUCACAGAUGUCUGCGUUGCAUUUUACGCAUUCGAUAGCAGGACAAGGUACCUAACAUGGAGGUCUUGGAAUAUGCACAAAUGUUUAGCAUAUUCUCCGCUCUUAGCAAGAGGCGUCUUCUCUGGUAAGGUCAUGUAAGGAGAAUGGAGGAAGGCCUAAUCCCAAAGAUGCUGCUGUAUGGAGAUUUGGCAGAAGGGACAAGACUUAUUGGACAGCCACGCCUUAGAUUUAAGGAUGUUUGCAAAAGGAGCAUGAGGGAAGCCAAUAUUGUAAACAAUGAAUGGGAGCUCAUUGCCAAACAACGUUCCAGCUGGCAAACAGCAGUGUAUGAAGGAGUAAAAAAGGCAGAAGAUACGCGAAACGAAGCCCUUGCAACAAUAAGAACAAUACGGAAGUCAAAGGAAUCAAUAUUCCUCUGCGAGAAAUGCAGUCGACAUUGUCAUUCUAGGAUUGUCCUAGUGAGUGUAGGACUACAUAGCUACUCCAUCGUCUCGCGAAGACGGAAGGAUGUAUAUAUAUAUAUACAAUCAAAAGUAUUAUUUUAAUUGAAAUACUAUUCGUCAAUUAGCAAAUAAUGAUGGAGAAUUAGAAAUUCUUAAUUUGUCAUUAGUGAGUUGUACAUAAUUUUAAUACAUAAAUUAAUUAGCAUUUUUGAAAAAUAUCUUCUUUACCAUAGAUUUAUUUCAAAUUUUUUUAGAUGCAGCUAAUAGUCUUCUGAUACCCCAUCUUGUCCCUUAUGUUGAAUUCUACAACAGCACUCUAGAUCAUCUUGAUUUAAUGGCAGAAUAUUAUGCUUGGCAAAACCCUAGUUCUCAUGCAGGGUAGGUGGUCACAAAUUAUAAUUUAAAACUUAGAAUUGAUGAGAGACUAUAGGUUGUUGCUCAUCAGUUUUUGCAAUAUGAUAGGCUGAUUAUAGUUAUAGGCUGAUUAUAGUUCAAGUUUCAGACUUGAUCUUUUAAUAAAACUCACACAAAACUCUUCACCUGCAAGAUGAGAUGUUAAGGGUGAGCAAUUGGUAAAGCGAGAAGAGACCACAUUCAGAACCAGGAAAUAAGACAAAUGGUUGGUGUCAUCCCAAUCAGUCAGUAUAUGGCCCAACAGCAAAUUAAUUUCAGAAUACCUGUUAAUCAGCCUGCAUUGCAGGGCCAAAGGAAAACCACGCUAGCAAUGGAUCGACUGUGACAGCAAUACUCUCCCAUACUUUUAGUGCACUCCUCUACUGUCUACUUUCAGUUAUUAUUGAAUGAUCCAUAUCAAUGCAACUCAUUUGUGGAUAAAUUUAAAUCCUAAUAAUAAUCACCUUUAGGUCUCUUUAGUAGAUAUUGUCAGCCUUUAAAAAUUUAGUAAAUAAACUAUUAUUUGAAUAAAUGUAACAAGCCAUAAUCAUUUUUCUCAACAGAUUCUCAUUUUGUCAGUAUCCUUUCAUACUUAGCAUAGCAGCCAAAAAGUCUAUUCUCCAAAAAGAUUCUGAGCAGCAAAUGAUUAUCAUGGCCAGGGUAAAUCCUUCCAUUCCUUGUCUAUUUUUAUUUUAUUUAAACUAUGCACAAAUUUCCAUACUUAUAAUUAUUGUGUUCAGUAACAAUUAUCAUAAUAAUAUACAUUAUUCAAGAAAAUUUCUUGAAAUUAUGUUAAAAAAAGCAAAUUAUAAAUAGAUUUGUGAACUUUCAGAAAAGUCUUGUUGCCAAAGUUCAGCGAAGGCAAUUACCAGACAUAGGAAUGCUCUUUCUCAAUCUGACAGUGAGAAGAUCUCAUCUAGUUUCAGAUUCACUAAGUGAGGUAAGAUAAUUUCUUCUUCAAAUUGAGGAGAUUUUCUUUUAAUCCAACCUACAUUUUUGAAAAUGAAGAUUCAUGAUAUGAUUGAUUGAAUAUUUUAAAUAGAUAUUUUUAAGACUUAGCUUAGACUAACUAUAAGUGUUAUUUCAUUUCCUUUGAAAAGAAUAGGCAUAAGAGGCAGUUGCAAAGGGUAUACAAAUAAAUUUGACAUGCUCUUCUAAAACAAAGUCAAAUGUAUGAAAAUCAUCAUAGCAGAUGUCAAUUUUAUUAUUGAUUUUUUAAAGUAUUCAUAUAGCCCAGUUUUUAUGUGUGCUCAGAUUGCUAAAAAACAACAUGAUCUAAAGAAAAAACUGAAAGUGUCAUUUGCUGGUGAGCCAGGAUUAGACAUGGGAGGCCUUACAAAGGAGUGGUUUCUCUUACUUGUCAGACAGAUUUUUAUGCCAAAUUAUGGUCAGUAGCAAUUAAAAUUACUUUAUUAAUUACUUUGUAAAAAUAAGCCCACCUUAUCAUGUUAUGCAAAAUCUAUAUUUAUUAUUCAUAUAUUUGCCAAAUGAUACAAUUAACCUUUUCUUUGUGUCUACUAAUGGGCGUUUUCAGAUUUGUUUGCCCCAUUUAAGAUUGUAUCCAUGCUUUUGCCUGUUUACAAGUUACAAUGACCUUUCCUAUGAAUUUUUUUUAUCCAACCAGUACAAUAUUGGAAUUUAAAGAAUUUAAAUAAAGUGUCAUUAUAGCACUUUGGAAGUGACCUUUGUUCUUUUUAAAAGUUUACCUUGAAUGAGUUAUAGUCUAAAAAAAAGAAAUCAUGUUAUAUUGCAUCUCAUGGUCAGUGACCAAUAUCACCAUAUAUAGCAAACUCGGAAAUCAUUGAAGAACAGACUAAGCAUAAGUGAGGGAACACUUCUACCAAAAUUUUGUCUGUUAAAAAAAGAAAAACAGUUUCUGAAUGGGCAUAGAAAAAGCAGUAUUUAAGCUGCAUUUUAAAAAUUAAUAUUAAUGAAUGUUCAUUUCUUUAGGAAUGUUCACAUAUGAUAAAGUUGCCGGAGUUCACUGGUUCAGUCCAACACCUUGUGACAACUACCAGGAGUUCAACCUUGUUGGUGUUGUAUCCUUUAAAACAGAUUUAAAACACAUAAAACCCUCUCUCAAAUCGUAUUAGUUUCUUAAAAUAAGUUUUUGUUCUGUAAUAAUCCUUAACCUUAAACAGCUUAUGGGUUUGGCAGUGUACAAUUCAAUCAAUUUAGAUAUAAGAUUUCCAUCAGUUUGUUACAGAAAACUCUUGUCACCCGCAGUGGUUCCUUUCAAUAAUCCAAGAGCUACUGUUGGUGUCUGCAGUGUUUCACUGCAUGAUCUCAAGGGAGUUAAACCAGUAGGUUUUUUUUUUUUUUUGGAUCAAGCUUCUCAAUAAUUGAACAUAAGAUAUGCAUUUGUAAAUAAGUAGCUAUAAAAAAUUACCUGGAACCACUAUUAGGUAUGACAAUAAUAGAAAUAAAUGUAGGCCUGCUUUUUUUUUAAAUCUAGGCCUGGUAUUUCAUUUUCAAAAGUGACAUCUUUUUAUAGAUACAAAUAAUGAUGUUUCCAUAAUUAAAAAAAAAUUGUAAUUAAAUAGUAACAAAGAUUUCCUCAAACAUUCUAAUUUCUAUUUUAAAUUCACUUGUAAAAAGGCCAUACUUGAUUGUUAACUUCAAUAUUUCAUCUAUUUAGGAGGUAGCCAAAGGUUUACAAGAUUUGCUUGAUUUUGAAGGUGAUGUUGAGGAAACAUUUUGCCUCACUUUUGAGGUAAAUUUUUGAUACAACAUAUUUCCAUUUUGAAAUAAUUGAAGUAUUGCUAAAUUUUAAUACAAUAUUUCAAAAUUCUUGAUUAAGCUGAAAAAAAAAAUACAUGAAAAUUUUUAAGAUCACUAUUUUGAAGCACGAAAAUGGUCAGUUGCAUCCACACAAAACUAAAAAAAUAAUUUUAAAAAAGGCAAUUUUGUAAUGAGUAAAUUAAGUAAGACUAGUCAUUGUGUAAGCUGUCUGCUCUCAUCUCCCUAAUUUUAUAUAGUUGUAUAGUUUAUAUAUAAUUUAAAUGUUCUUUCUAAUUAGGUGGUUCAGUCAACAGUUGGGGAUACCAAGACUGUGCCACUGAAACCUAAUGGAAGAAGUAUUCCUGUCACAUCUGAUAAUAAAAAAGGUAUCUUUGGACAGUUUUAAAAUUGUAAUUAUAAUGAACAUAUGGGAAAUCUAAUACAUUCAAACAACUUUUCAUACAACAGGAUUUUAAAAAAAAGAAAGAAAAUAGUACAGUAUAGAGCAGCAGUGACGUGUCUAUAGUUAACUAUGAAAGGUGUAGUAAAACUUUCUGUUCUCUGAGUUGUACAAACUUCAGAUAAGUGGAUUUUGUUUAGGCAUAAUAUGGCUAGAAAUAUAGAAUGUUUAACAAUUUUAUCUGGUCAAAAUAAGUUAAGAUUUAAGUUUAUUGGAUAAAUUGCCUAUUCUAAAGUGAAUGUUAUGAAUAAUUGGGUUUGAACAUAUAAUAUUACAUGUAUUUUAGCUAGAACAUGGGGAAUCUGUAAGCCAUGAUGCAGCAUUUAAUCUAACCUAGGAAAUUUGGCCAAAUAACCAAAUUUGGCCUAUUAACUAUUUUUUUAGCUUUCAUAUUUUCUUAAAUUCUAGGUAGUCUAUUGAAAAUUCAAAGAUUACCAUAAUUUUUAAAAUAAGCUCACUGAUCAAAUCUAGCAUUAUUGUUCCUCAUAGCUUCAAUUUUCUACUGGAUUAAUAUUUUAAACUGCUGAAUGAUAUCCACAGAGUAUGUUCAGCUGUAUGCAGAGUGGAUUGUCAACAACUCUAUAUACUCUCAGUUUCAAGCUUUUUAUCAUGGCUUUCACAGUGUUUGUGCUUCAAAUGCUCUCAUCGUAAGUUCUGUAUAUAAAAAUAUGACUAUCAAUAUUCAAGUAGAAGUUGUUAGUCUUAUUAAUGGAAUAAACAAUUUGUGAUCAUUUGGUUCUAAAUUAAUUUUUCAUAACUAUUUAAUGACAACCUGAAGUGUACAGUAAAUGUAUUUUUCCCAAAACAGAUGCUACGACCUGAAGAAGUUGAGACUUUGGUAUGUGGAAGUCCAACUCUAG
This is a messenger RNA of Lymnaea stagnalis (great pond snail), 11727 nucleotides long. The record is from the annotation of a GenBank genome assembly. Lineage: Eukaryota; Metazoa; Mollusca; Gastropoda; Lymnaeidae.